Molecule: messenger RNA, 2910 nt
Organism: Trichoderma harzianum CBS 226.95
Lineage: Eukaryota; Fungi; Ascomycota; Sordariomycetes; Hypocreales; Hypocreaceae
Exons: 5
Coding region: 1-2910 (969 amino acids)
Biological process (GO): proteolysis
Molecular function (GO): serine-type endopeptidase activity
Source: RefSeq, a predicted model, not a curated record
AUGGACCUUAACAAGGAAGAAGAAAAAAAAGAAGAUGAUAUCGAAAUAUGCGAAAAUGACGAAAGAAACAGACCCCGGGUUCCAAUAAUCGACAGAUUUCAACAGAUGUUAGACGAAUCCCAGACAAUAGAGUUUAUAAAAAUAAAAGAAGCCGGCAAGAAGUAUAAGUCAAAGGACUCAAAGGCUUUCUUGGAAAAGUAUACGGAUAUAAUCGGCGUGGAUCAAAAAUCAUCGACUGAGGGUUGCGUCCUUCACCGCAUAGCCAAGGCCAGGAUCGACGACGUUGGAGAGAAGUAUGCUUCAUUAAUCGAGUGGUGUGCAACAGAGAAGAUGCUUCUGAGUGUUAACAUAACUUCAAAUUAUAACCCUCUUCAUACAGCUUUGAGUGAAGGAAACCAUUCUUUCGUCGACAAAAUGAUACAGAUCGCCAAAGGCAAGUCCCGAAAAAUUGGGGCCAAAAUGAUUAGUGCUACGACGCACAGCGGUCACAAUUGUUUUCAUCUGGCCAUCGACUACUCUUCAAAAUACACUAUCGAUCUUAUUAGUCUGUAUCGAGAGUAUACCAGUGAUGCCCAGUCGACUGAGACGAAAGCUUUCCGGCAACGCGUGCAGACUGAUCAUCAAACACCGCUACACCUCAUUAUGGAUCGCAAUCAAACUCAUGUUCAACAAUAUGACCCGGAAAUGAGAUUGAAUGUUGUGAAAGCUUUGAUUGAAGCCGAUCCAGAGUCGUUGGAGUGCCGAACGAAGACCCAAAAUUUGACGCCUUACCAAUAUCGCCUGUAUUUCUUGGAAAAAGAAAUCCGGAAAGAAAUGACCGCUGAAGGCCAGAACUCGUCUUUGAAAAGUCGCAAGAAUGAACGAGAAAUAGCACUGCAGUUGCGCAAGAAGGUAGAUGAUGACGACAUUGCGAGUUACAUCAGAAUGUUCUGUAUUAGUCGUCGCUCACGAGACGAGGCGUUGAAAGCGCUGUAUCCACCGGGGCAAGAGCGAAAUAUUGAUUUCGACCUAUCCGGUCUCCGAGACCAGUCCAUAUCUGUCGAAUACCUUGAUAAUCUCGCCACGCAUCUGCAGUUCGAAAGCGUUCUUAAGUAUGUUGCCUUACCAAAACUCGUUGUGAACUCUCAUCGGGAAGACUCAAAAGACAAAAAAACAAAAGGGAGAGGACUUAGAGAACUUACCAAAAUUUUCGAUUGGCUGAGACAAAAUCACGUCAAUAAAGUUAUCAAGGUCAUCGUCGUAGAUGAUGGUGACAUAUCCCAUUCCGACAGCGCUAUCCGAGACGCUGUGAGUGGGCUGGAUAUUCAAUAUUGGGACUGGAAAAAAACAGACAUCUGUAGUGAUGUGAUUCUUGAUGUUGCUCCGGACGUGAAAGAAGUAGCUCUCUACUCAUCGGGAAAUAAUGCCGUCUUGCUUGGGUGGUCCAGUCCAGACGGAUUCCCAAAGUUUCAAAAGGGACUUGAAGAUCCGAUAGAUUAUGUCCAACAAUUCAAGGAGAAAAUCGAAGGGAGAUUGAAUAAUCAAUGCAGUCACUGUAAAGUAGCUGAAGAUCCAGCACAGGGCUAUGGGAAUAUUACGGUCGAAACAAUUCGGGAGGAUGAGACCAAUCCUGUAGCGGCUGGGUUCCGAGAUGCACAACCUGCUAUCGAAAGGAACGAUAAUGAAUGGAUGGCAUACAUGAAAAAUUUCGCAAUAUUUUUGCGGAAUAUCAAGGGCGAUAACCUCCCGGAAAUCAAGAUUGCAGUCAUCGAUAGCGGCAUCGACGCCACAUUGAAUAUGUUUAAGGGACGUAUUGCUCUCGGCAAGUCCUUUUGCCGUUAUCAAGACUCAGAAGAAUGCAUAAGCCAGUAUUACGUUCCGGCCGAUGAUCAUGGGACGAAAAUGGCAUAUUUUAUAUGUCAAGUGUUCCCCAAAGUAAGACUAUACAUUGCGCGGCUCGAUAGUGUCGAGUCGAGUCAUGGGAAACAACAAUUUACGGCCAAAUCAGCUGCAGAGGCAAUAAAGUGGUCUAUAGAGUGUGGUGUGGACAUCAUCUCAAUGAGCUGGACUAUAGAAUCAAACUCAGUCGAGGGGGGAGAGAUAAAGCAGCUCAAGGACGCGAUUUCAUUGGCAGAGAGCAAAAACAUUCUUAUGUUUUGCUCAGCUGAUGACAAGGGAGCCAUAUCAAGCGACCGCUGCUAUCCUAACGCUUGGAAGAAAAGUCUUCUUAUUGGAGCAGCUAACGAGACUGGUAGCAUGUGUGACUGGGUUCCAGCUCAUCAAAGUUCAGAAAUGUUCAUUUUCCCCGGCCUUAACAUUCCGUUUUCUCCUUGGAUCGAUGCGCCAGACAAUUUUGAGUCUGGAAGUUCUGUUGCCACCGCAAUAGCAGCUGGGCUUGCUGGGGUGCUAUUAUUUUGCGAUGCACUGAUUAAAACAACAUCAGAGCCAAACACAUCGCAAAUAAUACCAUCUGCCACUAACCAAUUACAAGUGGUAACACAGUCUAUAAAUACCGCCGCCGCCGCCGAUGAUGACAGCGACGACGACGUCGGGUCUGUUGUAAGUGACGACGAAUCGGAUAAGCAGCAGGGCACCCCGUCACUCAAUAACGAGCCACUCGGGCAACAGUCCCCUCAACAAAGCCAGUCUGAGCCGAAUAGCAGCUACAUAGAUAAAUCUGAGCCUCUCAACUCAAGGGGUGGUAUGGAACGAGCUCUGUCGAAUUUAUCGGAUAGGGGACGGGGAAAACCCUAUUAUCCGAGACCUGAAAAGGUGUUGGACGAGAACUUUCAGUAUUGGAGCUGGAAGUUGCAUCGUGCUGAGGCGAAAGAAGCGUUGGCAAAAUUCAUGACAACGGUCAAGGUAGGGAGUCUACAAGAAAAACUUAUCCAAGUAUUAUCUGUGAAGCAAACUGACAUGGAGAUUUCUUAG